Messenger RNA from Homarus americanus (American lobster), 2758 nucleotides. RefSeq names its product ionotropic receptor 21a-like. Gene Ontology annotation, molecular function: ligand-gated monoatomic ion channel activity. The record is from RefSeq and is a predicted model, not a curated record. NCBI's taxonomy places the organism in Eukaryota, Metazoa, Arthropoda, Malacostraca, Decapoda, Nephropidae. Gene Ontology annotation, cellular component: membrane. Bases 254 to 2491 code for a protein of 745 amino acids. The transcript is spliced from 11 exons.
GUGUUUAUCAUUUAACGGGGGGAGGAGCCACGGGGAGGAGCCACGGGGAGGAGCCAGUGUAGAGACCACGUCCAAAGCAUCUCCAGACGCCACGCCCUCAUCUCCGAACACAUACACACGCACAGACACGCCUCUUUCUGUUCAUUAUCGUCCUAACCUGACACAACACACAGACACGCCUCCUUCUGUUCAUUAUCGUCCUAACCUGAUACAGAAGCCCCUGAGUAGUUGGUGGCCCUGUUGUGUGAGGAGGAUGAGGGUAGGUCCUGAUGGUGUGUUGCUACUGCUGGUGGUGGUCACUCAGUCCUCCUCCGUCGUCAUGUUCUCUGACCUACAACAAGAGACUCCUCCUGACCACAUCCCUGAUAACACAACCCUCUCUAUCUAUCAUAACCUUGACCACAUCCCUGAUAAUACAACCCUACCCAUCUACCACAACCUUGACCACAUCCCUGAUAAUACAACCCUCCCCAUCUACCACAACCUUCAUCCAGAGGUCCUCCCCACUCCUCCCCACAACAAAUUCAUCUCUUCCCUCACCUAUCAUAACCCUAAACAGGAUUUUCCCCACAAGUCUAACCACAACAAUAACCAUCCAUCCUCCACCACACAUGAACACACAGAGAAACUUAACACACAGGAACUUACAGAAAUGAAAAUCUCCUCAAUAAAUCUUCACAAUUACACCACAGACAUCUUCACUACUAGGAGAGACACAACAUCACUCUCUUGGUUGUUAGUAACUGUGGUGGAGCGUGAGAUGAAGGAAUGUGAUAUGGUGGUCGUGUAUGAUGCUGCUUAUGGCCAAACAGGUGUGCUGGAUGAAUUACUGUUGCUACCAAAUAUACGACAGGUGGUAGAGGUAGAGAGUGUAGCGGACCUUCUGGGUGUAGUAUGGGUGUCAGCAGGGUGUCGUGGGUACUUAAUGCUACUACACCAACCUGAGCUUCUGUUAGUGUAUGUCGAUCAGGGUGAGGAACAUUGGCACUACCACGGCAGGUACUUCUUCGUGGGACUGUCUCUUGAUCAGCUGAUGGCCCUGACCGUGUCUAAGAAGGGCAGGAAGACUGAACAUAUAACAGGUGCUGUGAAGGCAGGCACGGAAGGACAGGAAUGGAAGUUAUACAUGAACCAACUAUUCUGGGGUGAUGGUUUGAUUCACGUAACUACUUGGCGAGGACACAGGUUCUCAUCCCAGCAAGUCAGCCUCUACCCCGACAAACUAACAGAUCUCAGAGGUGCUGUGCUAAAGGUGGUUACGUUCGUGUGGGAGCCCAGCAUCUUCUACUACAGGGCGGAGGACGGGACGGUCUUGUUCAGAUACGGGACGGACAUAAUGGUCACUGAGGCCCUGGGUCAAGCUCUUAACUUUACCAUCCAGUAUGAGGAGCCUCCCAACGGGGAGAUGUGGGGAAUAACCACAGAAAACGGAACCUUGACUGGAUUACGGGGGAAACUAUACAGAGAUGAGGCGGACAUAGGCAUCGCUAAUCUGUACAUGACACUAAACCAGAGAGUCGGUACUGAAUUCUCGGCUCCUUACGACACUGAGUCCAACUGUUUCCUGGUCCGCGCUGAGCCCCCACUCCCGCCGUGGCAGGCCCUCGCCUUCCCCUUCCAUCCCUGGACCUGGCUGGCCGUCCUCGUGUGUCUGUUGCUCUCUGGUCCUGUGCUGCUGCUGGUGGCUCGUGGCAGCGCUAAGAGUGGCGAGGAGGUCCCCAGCCUGCAGACUUUAAGUGACUGCUACACCAACACCUUCGGUAUGCACCUGAGGGUCACAGCCGUGCAUCUACCACACAGGGCCAGCACGCGGGUACUGGUGAGCUUCCUGUGGGUGUACACCAUCAUCCUCACCAUCGCCUAUUGCACCAACCUGACGGCCUAUAUGUUGGUGAGCAAACAGCCUCGCACCAUCAACACUAUCAAGGAGCUUCACGACUCUGGCCUCAAAGUGUUUGGUUUAGGUGACCUGUUCAAGCGGGAACUGUCCGCCGCUAGUGACCCCUACCUGCAGGGUCUCUCUAAGACAUUCCAGGUUCACUCUUCACCGCUGGAGAUCUUCCCUAAUGUACUGGCAGGUCGAGGGGCGCUGCUGGAGAACGAGGGACACCUGCUCUUCUCCGCCACCACUCGCUUCACCUCCAGGGGCACCUCUCGAGUCAGGAUCAUGAAGGAAUGUUUCGCGCCGUAUAACAUCGCUCUGGGUCUACAGUCCAACUCAGCCAUCAAGAGGAGGCUGGACCACGUCAUAGGCUGGCUACAACAAGCUGGACUCGUCAGGCGGUUCUUCAGUGAUGGACUCAGACUUGCUGCUUCUACUGAGGAGUACGGAGGAGGCGCUGAAGAAGGGGAAGAGGUGACGGGGCCGAGGGGCGUGAUUCCUCUCAGUUUGGACCACCUUCAGGGCAUCUUUCUGGUCAUUAUAGGCGGCUGGCUCUGCUCAGGUCUGGUCUUCAUCCUCGAAAAAUGUCUCCUCCCCUACAGAAAGUAACAAUGGUCGAGAAAAGAAGAUAAAAAUAUUACCAUUUAAUUCCCAGAUGAUUCUUCUUCAAUACCCUCAUGUACGUAACUGUCUGUACGUGGCUGAUCUACACUAGUCCGUUAACCAGCUACAUUGUACGUGAUAGGUUGAACGUAACUAGUCUACAACAGUCAUUUAACCAAUAUAUAUAACAUUUAAUCACUCUAUCUAACAUUUCUUAUUAGUUAUUGUAUUUUUUGAUCAAUUUUCCUUCGAGUUUUGAGGGUAAAGUUUUUC